Messenger RNA from Labrus bergylta (ballan wrasse), 977 nucleotides. RefSeq names its product chemokine (C-X-C motif) ligand 19 (gene cxcl19). Lineage: Eukaryota; Metazoa; Chordata; Actinopteri; Labriformes; Labridae. Gene Ontology annotation, molecular function: chemokine activity. Gene Ontology annotation, cellular component: extracellular region. Gene Ontology annotation, biological process: chemotaxis; defense response; immune response. The record is from RefSeq and is a predicted model, not a curated record.
UAAAGGAAUGAAAGGCUGUAUGAUAACAGUCCAAACUGCUCUAAGGUUUCCGUCUGAGUUAAAGAAGUGAACAAACAGCUGCUGUGAACAACAUGAAGCUCUGCAUCCUGUUGGUGUUCGGGACCCUGAUUGUCCUCGUUAACGGUAUGCCGCCAAUCAGCAGGGACUACAACACACACUGUCGGUGCCCCCAGGUGGAGUCGAGGAUCAUCCCUCCAGACAACCUGAAGAGCAUCAAGCUCGUCCCCGAAGGUCCACACUGCCCCGAGACAGAAGUCAUAGCUGGACUUGUGAGCGGGGAGAAAGUUUGCCUGAACCCUAAGUCCUCCUGGGUGAAGAAGUUAAUCCACUAUGUUCUUGAGAAACAGCUACAUCAGCAGGGAGUGGCCGUUCCUAAGAACAGAGCCUAGAGUCUCAUCUGAGUAAAAAACAAAUGUAGCAAGGAAGUUCAAAACUGGAUCUCUCUGCAACCAUGAGCCAUGCUGUCUUACUUUAAUAAUACAUGAAACCAAAUGUAACCCUGAAUGCAAAAUUAUUUGAGUUUUUCUCUAUCGUUUGUUUUGUUACAGCUCUUUUAUCUUAAAGAAAAGUAUUUCUCCAGUAUUUUUUAACCAAGUAUUUUGUACAACAUGCCAGCUAACAUGAAUUCUGUUGUUCAUAUUCUUUACAUGCAGACAGCUGUGUUGUAUUGAAGGAAGUAAAGGUGAUGUAAGCUGACAUGUUAAAAGUGUUGGUAUAUGUGUGCCUAUGGUAUUUAAUCAUGCGUGUUGAUAUAUAAUGUGUGAUUUGAAAUGUAUAAUCAUUGUGACGUGUAGAAUGUUUAGUCGUGUGAUUCUGAGAGCACAUUCAUGUAGCAUUUUAUAUUCCUGUAAGAAACUAUUCAAGUCUUAUCUAACAAAAAAAGGGAUGACUUCCUCUGAGUGGUCCCUCGUGAAAAAUUCUAAAAGGUCCAAUAAAAAUUUUGUUUAACAAGAAAA